Molecule: messenger RNA, 4380 nt
Organism: Micropterus salmoides (largemouth bass)
Lineage: Eukaryota; Metazoa; Chordata; Actinopteri; Centrarchiformes; Centrarchidae
Gene: actn2b
Product: actinin, alpha 2b
Exons: 22
Coding region: 116-2800 (894 amino acids)
Biological process (GO): actin cytoskeleton organization; muscle cell development
Cellular component (GO): plasma membrane; cortical actin cytoskeleton; cell junction
Molecular function (GO): calcium ion binding; actin filament binding
Source: RefSeq, a predicted model, not a curated record
CGUCGCUUGUACAUCUGUGGCAACCAGGGCCAGACGUCUGUCAGGUCGGGAGGACAAGGGCAAGCGUGAGGACAACACGCAGUUGAGUUGAGGAACAGAAAGUAACGGCGCAAUAAUGAUGACCCAGGUGGAGACCACGGUGCACUAUGAUAACGGCUACGAGGAUGAGUACAUGAUGCAGGAAGAUGACUGGGACAGGGACAUGCUGCUGGACCCUGCCUGGGAACAACAGCAGAGGAAAACCUUCACAGCCUGGUGUAACUCCCACCUGAGGAAAGCUGGUACUCAAAUUGAAAAUAUUGAGGAGGACUUCAGGAAUGGACUCAAACUCAUGCUGCUACUGGAAGUUAUCUCAGGGGAGAGGUUACCCAAGCCAGACAGAGGGAAGAUGCGAUUUCAUAAGAUUGCUAACGUCAAUAAAGCGCUGGACUUCAUCACAAGCAAAGGAGUGAAAUUGGUCUCCAUUGGAGCUGAAGAGAUUGUGGACGGUAAUGUAAAGAUGACUCUUGGAAUGAUCUGGACUAUCAUCCUCCGCUUCGCCAUUCAGGACAUUUCUGUGGAAGAAACAUCUGCCAAGGAAGGUCUCCUCCUGUGGUGUCAGAGAAAGACUGCCCCCUACAGGAAUGUCAAUGUCCAAAACUUCCAUGUCAGCUGGAAGGAUGGCCUGGCCUUCUGCGCCCUGAUUCAUAGACACAGACCCGACCUCCUCGACUACUCUAAGCUCAAUAAGGAUGAUCCUCUGGGGAACCUGAACCUGGCUUUUGACAUAGCCGAGAAACACCUGGACAUUCCCAAAAUGCUGGACGCAGAAGAUAUCAUCAACACCCCCAAGCCUGAUGAAAGAGCUAUCAUGACCUAUGUGUCCUGCUUUUACCAUGCUUUUGCUGGAGCUGAGCAGGCAGAGACGGCUGCCAACAGGAUCUGUAAGGUGCUCGGUGUAAACCAGGAGAAUGAGAAAAUGAUGGAGGAGUAUGAGAGACUGGCCAGUGAGCUGCUGGAGUGGAUCCGCCGCACCACUCCCUGGCUGGAGAACCGGACCCCAGAGAAGACCAUGGCAGAGAUGCAGCGGAAGCUGGAGGACUUCAGGGAUUACAGACGCCAGCACAAGCCCCCUAAAGUGCAGGAGAAGUGCCAGCUGGAAAUUAACUUCAACACCUUGCAGACAAAGUUGCGCAUCAGCAAUCGCCCUGCCUUCAUGCCCUCUGAGGGGAAGAUGGUAUCUGACAUAGCCAGUGCAUGGCAAGGCCUGGAGCAGGCAGAGAAAGGCUAUGAGGAGUGGCUCCUUACAGAGAUCCGUAGGUUGGAGAGGCUAGACCAUCUGGCUGAAAAGUUUCGCCAAAAAGCCACCAAUCAUGAGAACUGGGCCAGCGGUAAAGAACUGAUCCUCUCCCAGAAGGACUACGAAGCAGCCACCCUGACAGAAAUCAGAGCAUUGCUUCGAAAACACGAGGCCUUUGAGAGUGACUUGGCAGCCCACCAGGACAGAGUGGAGCAGAUUGCCGCCAUUGCACAGGAACUAAAUGAGCUGGAUUACCACGACGUUGCUGCUGUGAACCAACGCUGCCAGAGCAUCUGUGACUUGUGGGACAAGCUGGGAACCCUGACUCAGAAGAGGAGAGAGGCACUGGAGCGAACAGAUAAGCUGCUGGAGACUAUUGAUCAGUUGUUCUUGGAGUUUGCCAAGAGGUCGGCUCCUUUCAACAACUGGAUGGAUGGAGCCAUGGAGGAUCUCCAGGACAUGUUCAUAGUGCAUACUAUUGAAGAGGUCCAGAGUCUAAUCGCAGCUCAUGAGCAGUUCAAAGCUACUCUACCUGAGGCUGAUGCAGAGAGACAGGCCAUAUUGGGAAUCCACAAUGAGGUGCAGAAGAUUUCCCAGAGCUAUGGGAUCAAGGCCAACAUUAUCAACCCCUACAGCACCAUCACAAUUGAAGAGCUUCUGAACAAGUGGGAAAAGGUGAAGAAGCUGGUUCCUCAGAGAGAUAGUGCCCUCCAGGAGGAAAUGGCACGCCAGCAUGCCCAUGAAAGGCUGAGACGACAAUUUGCUGCCCAGGCUAAUCUCAUUGGACCCUGGAUACAGGCCAGGAUGGAGGAAAUUGGACGUUGCUCCCUGGAGAUAGGAGGCACCCUGGAGGACCAGAUGACCCAGCUGAAACAAUUUGAACACAUCAUUGUUGCUUACAAGCCCAACAUCGACAAGUUGGAGGGAGACCACCAGCUAAUCCAAGAGUCACUGGUGUUCGAUAACAAACACACCAACUACACUAUGGAGCAUAUCCGUGUCGGGUGGGAGCUGCUCCUCACAACCAUUGCCCGAACCAUCAACGAGAUUGAGACCCAGAUCCUGACCCGGGAUGCCAAAGGCAUCAGCCAGCAGCAGAUGAAUGAGUUCCGAUCCUCUUUCAACCACUUUGACAGGAAGAAGAAUGGAGCAAUGGACACUGAUGACUUCAGAGCCUGCCUCAUUUCUAUGGGUUAUGACUUGGGAGAGGUGGAGUUUGCCCGUAUAAUGAUACUUGUGGACCCCAAUGGUACAGGAAUAGUCUCUUUCCAGUCUUUCAUUGACUUUAUGACCAGAGAGACUGCUGAUACAGACACUGCCGAGCAGGUUGUGGCAUCCUUCCGGAUCCUGGCAAGUGACAAGCCCUACAUACUAGUGGAGGAGCUAAGGAGAGAACUUCCUCCUGAACAAGCAGAGUAUUGCAUCAUGAGGAUGCCACCUUACACCGGCCAUGGAGCACCUCCAGGAGCACUGGACUACACUGCCUUCUCCACCGCCCUCUAUGGAGAGAGCGACCUUUAACCCCCUGCCUUCCAUCUCAAUGAAUUUAAGGAAUCUAUAAGAAAGUUGGAUCAAAUAUGUUGAAUGAAUUGUUUGUGUGACCAUAGUUUUCUGAUGCAUUAGACUGUCUACAAUCAAGCUGAGCAUUGUCAUGUGUCUUUGUACGCUUGGAUAAAAUAUUCCCCCUAAACAAAAAUGUAUUGCCAUGUUAAAAAUAUAUUGUGAGAAGCGGUGCAUUGUACAUUUUAUCUUGUGUGUUGUGGUAUUUGUGCAGAAAGUAGGGUUCUGUGAUGAAGGUAAAGCUAGAGGAGAAAUUCUCUCCAUAAAUACAGAUCACAUGAAAGUCCUGUUUUGUGUAGCAGUGUCAUGCAUUAUAUUUCCUCGCAGUGCCUUUGUUUUGAGAAUACAAUCUUUUGAUAAGGCAUUUUGAGAUGUUUUAAAGUGAAUUACAGUUUGUAAAAGCAAUCUUAGACCGACUGUGAUCCAACAAUAAACAGGGCAGAAAAUGGGUUCACAGAAGGCCAAAAUAUACAGUAUCAACAAAGGAAAAGUGGAAUACCGCAUGAAUGCAAGAGUAAAUGUUUAAAAUUGCUCAGUGGUUUAAAGGCAGAGAACACUGAAGACCAAAUGUGCAGUAUGCAUGAGUAAUGUUUUAAGAAAACAUUUUCUCAGGCAGAAACAAACAUGUUAAUGCUUACAUGUUCCCAAAAAUAAGUACAAUAAACUCUAAAAAUAAAUACACUAAUAUGAAAAAAAGAUCAAAUGAAGCACAAUAGGUUAAGUCGUCAGUGUUACCAGCCAAAUAAAAAAUAAAAAAAAGUAGUACACACCUAAAGCCUUCAUUUUGGCACAUUUUAAUGUGUGUGCUGACUAAAUAUGUUUUCUUUUGUAGUCAAGUGUUUCCCAAUUUUUCUUUGGCACAUUUUAAGACCUAUUGUUAGUAGAAAUAUUCGCUCAUUCCUGAUUUGUCCAAAUCACAUAGCUCUUUGGCUACAUUCACCUUUCAGUAUAUUCAUGUUUGAUACCAUUUGAGCAUCAAAUUAAGAAAAAGUAUUUAAGGAAUAUCCGAAUAGUUAAUUGUCACAAAUAGAAAAGUGGCAAUGACCUAAUGAAAAUGUGCUCAUUAUGUACACGCUCAUAACAUGCUAAUUCUCUGUAUAUUACUCUCUGCUCAGUCUUUGAAAACAGUCUAAUGAAAAACAAUGAUAAAAUCCUUUGUGUUCAAUUUCACACCCAUUGGCAAUUUGUGAACCCUGCAAAUGCAAAAAUACUGUGAAAGUAAUGGCAUUUUCUGUCAAGAGGAUCAUUGGCCACUUCACACAAACUGAACACAAGGCACCGGAGCACACUAUAUUAAUUUAAUAUUUAGAUGCAAGCAGUUCCCUUUAAAAGAGAAGUUUAUUUUUACUGUAACAAAUGAACAUUGUUUGACAACACCAAUCUCUAAAGGUUUGAUUUGUUGUAGUUUGAUAGGAAAAUUAAGAUGCUCAGGCUGUACUGAUGCCUCAAAGGCAUUUGCUGGCUCAGUUAUCACAGAAUUCAGUGAGUUAAACUUUGUACUUGAGGGUAAUGAAUUAAUUAAAUAAAGUGCUUGUGACGAA